UUUCGCCAGUGUUUCUCCAGACUUUGCUCACGGAUUCCACAGAUAGCACAGGUUCAGCUGUUAAGGCAAUCUUCUCGUGCCAAGAUUCGCGAUAAGUUCUGCAUUCUGUCGCAACAAGGAACAUUACGCGUGUGUAGCUUGAAAUCCACAAGGAUGGCCAGUAGGAUCAUUACUGCUGAGUCGAAGAACAGAUAUAUGAAAGACGUUCCCACAUUAAUAACAUCAUCAUAAACGAAUAGGUCGGCGUAGAUGUUUUUUACUCCUGAUAUAUAACUGUCAGCUGUUCCCUUUUGAAGGUUAGUAUUUGCU
Molecule: messenger RNA, 309 nt
Organism: Cylicocyclus nassatus
Lineage: Eukaryota; Metazoa; Nematoda; Chromadorea; Rhabditida; Strongylidae
Source: the annotation of a GenBank genome assembly